GACGAAAAUUCAAACUUUCAACUUUCAACUGUGGAAAUUGGAAUAAUGGAGCGAGUGGUGGAUAGGACAAGCACAAGUUUGUGGUGGUGAAUGUAAUAUACUAAUAUGGCUAAUCGGCUAUGGCUUCGCCUUGUGGUGUCCUUUUCUCAUCAGCGAAACUCUUCCGCCAUCGCAACUGCUCUCCAUUCUUCACCUUACAGGGCUCUCGCAGAAAAUUUUCUCAAGCAAAUAGUUUACGCACAUCAAAAGUGGAAUUGCGAAGGGUAUCCAAGUUAGAACUAUUCAAAAUGCCAUGGUCUAUACAUUCGGCACUACAUAAACAUCGAAUCAUCUUAACUUGUGCAAAAUUCAAAAAUGGGAUAACAGAAUUCAAGCAUCCUUCGACUUUUCCCUCUUCUCUUCUAAACACAAAUUCCAUAUUGAAGAAUAAUAGGAAAUUGCCAUUGAUUCAGUAUCAUUAUCAUCAUCCGCUCCAAUGUAUUAUGAGUAAUGGAGAUGAAGAAGAGUUGUCUGAUGAAGAUGAGGAGCUUUGUCCAGUUGAAUGCGUGAGAGAAAUCAAGAAAGAUGAGGAAUUAGUCUCAGUUUUAGAAAAAGCAAAAGAAGCUAAUUCAUUAGUUGUGGUUGAUUUCUAUCGAACUUCAUGUGGUAGUUGCAAAUAUAUAGAACAAGGAUUCGCAAAAUUGUGCAGAGGGUUGGGUGAUGAAGAGGCCCCUGUUAUCUUCUUAAAACAUAAUGUGAUUGAUGAAUACGAUGAACAAUCAGAUAUAGCAGAAAGACUUCGAAUUAAGGCAGUGCCUCUGUUUCAUUUUUAUAAAAAUGGAAUAUUAUUGGAAGCUUUUGCAACGAGAGAUAAGGAGCGGAUUAAAGGGGCUAUAGAGAAAUACACAGCAGCACCUGCUUCUUCUACUCCUGCUGCUGCUGCUAAAAAUUCGUAAAUCGUAACAUAUUAUCAUAAUUAAUUCAUUUUGGUUAUUUUAUAUAUUCUUAUUUUGUGGAAGAUGUGGUCUACAAAGAUAAGAAUGAAAAAUUGAAUUAAUGAUUGUAUAAAGGAAUAAAAUCAUGUUAUGUCUAUGAGGAAAGGUGAAGUUAUCAACAGUUCUUUGAUUUUGUUGCAAACUAUAAUACGAUAGAUAUCUGUAUCCCUUUUUAUGCUUUUUAUCUAUCUGAUUAUUUUAC
Molecule: messenger RNA, 1176 nt
Organism: Lactuca saligna
Lineage: Eukaryota; Viridiplantae; Streptophyta; Magnoliopsida; Asterales; Asteraceae
Source: the annotation of a GenBank genome assembly